Molecule: messenger RNA, 3463 nt
Organism: Schistosoma mattheei
Lineage: Eukaryota; Metazoa; Platyhelminthes; Trematoda; Strigeidida; Schistosomatidae
Source: the annotation of a GenBank genome assembly
AUGGGUGGCUUAACUAUAAGAAAAUCAGGAUGCAUACCACCAAAAUAUAUACGCUUGCCCAGUGGAAAAUUGUUUGAUUGUGGUCGCAAAGUGUUGGUACAUAAUAUCACAGAUUUGCAGUAUGUAUGCUCUCGUUUAAAUAUCUCCGAAGAUCAGAAGUUUUUCAUUCUUACUGAAUAUAACGGUGAAAAAUGCCUCGUUCCUAUUUUUUACCCCUACCACCCUAAUAGUCUUCAUAACAGGACUUCAAAACUUUUAAUCGCAUAUUAUUUAUGCGAACAGUUCCAUCUCAAAUGUAUUCAGCUAGACAACCCACGGGAUCUUGCUGAUAUCAAGUUGGUCAGUGAUGUCGUCAUUGCAAAUAAGAAUCAGCUAAAUACCAGUGAAGAAGACUCAAAAGCACUAGAAGAGCUUUUAAAUUCUGAAGAAUUGUUCACACGACUGUUAAGUGUGCUUUUGAGUAUUCCUGAGCUUACUACUCAAUGGGUACAUGUGAAAGAUCAGAAAGGACAAUUAUACCAGAUUGGAAUUAAUAGAGAUGGAUUAAUUAUUCAUCAAGAAUUUGUUGAGUCUUUAUCAACACGUUUCAGUUGGCAAGAUUUGGGCAAUGCUAUUGCUAAUCGUUCAAUUGUAACACUUCCAAUAUCCAUGAAUUCAGAAAACGCAGAAAAAUUGAUGUAUUUUAUUGAUAUAAAGAGUAGCACUAAAAUGAAAAGUGCGUCAAAUAUGGUUAAUCUAAAGGAUGAUAGAAAUAAUUCACAGUCUAUCGAAAAUGAUAAAAACACUUCACAACAAUAUAUUCUUAAAUUUCGAUUAUCUGAUGCCAAAAUCGCUCAACGAUUAGCUUUACAAUUAUACACAAUAUGCAAUAGAGUCAUAAAAGAGUCAAAUACUAAUAAUAGUAAUACAAGGAUACAAUGCAAUGAUGUCGAGAAAGAGGAAGAUAAAAGCACUUCUUCCGGUAUGCUGACACGAUUUAAUCGACAAUUUCGUGAUACAUUUAGAUGUUUUUCAAGACCAUUUAAUAUGAAAUCGAAAGUACCUAAACGUAAACCGUGUUCAACACUACUAGAUCCAAAUACAACUACACAAGAUGUUGAUAAUAAUAAUAUUGAGGCAACUAUAACUGUUCAGCCAUCUUCUGUAUCUGAUCAUAAUCUGCUAACUUAUAGCAAUGUAAUACCGAUGUCGACUACUGGCAUACCUACUACCAGUGUUGCUUUUGUUACAAGUAAUAUUAGUAGUAACAGUUGUUGUAUAACAGUGAAAUCUUCAGUUCAUGAUAAUGUUGAUGAUGAAAAUCUUAAAAGAUUUUCAUAUUCUCCUAUGUAUUCAUCUGUUCAAAUAAACUCACCUACAAUUAUUACUACUAAUCAAUCAGCUAUCACAGCUACUACACAUACAACAUUUAUAUCAAAUUCCAAAUUGAAUCAGCAAAACAUUAUCACGACGAAUUAUGAAAAAAUACCAGUAGUUGUGGAACCAAUUGAAGUAGCUGCUGGUGAAGCACAAGCAGAAUUAAAUGAACGUGAUAAACAAGUUUUACAUUCAUUACUAAUGAAUAAAUCUUCAACGAUUGUUUCCUCUGUACCUGUUAACAAUUUCUCGUACACCAUCGCUAAUACUUCAAUGAUGACAACGACGACACCCAUGAAAUCCAUUUCAAAUGAAUUAUCUUCACCUCAGUUAUCGUCAUUCAAUAAUUUAUCAUCUGUUGCUAUGAAUAAAUCAAAUUCAACAUUUCAUAAAGAACCGGCAACAACAACUAUCAAUGAAGAUAAUUUUUCAAAACAAUGUACAAAUGAAAGUAUCUUUUCAUUAUCGACAAUUCCAACAAAUGGUAAUCUUGCUACAAUUUCACAUUCAUCAUCUUUAGUACAUACUGAAAUGUCAGGACAGAAGAAUUUUAUCCCAUCAGCCAUUAAUUCUAAUGUUACUAAUACACACUUUGUACAAUCGAAAUUGGAUACAAUCGUUGUAGAAAAGAAGAUUUCUGAUGAUGAAAAUUUGAAUCCUCAGGCUACUUCAGAGCAUGUUAGUUGUGUCACUGGAUCAUUUAUAAAACCUGUUAUAGCACAUUCUGUCAGUGUGGUUUCUGCUAAUAACAAUGUUGCUUCAUCAGUCGAUGUCAAUAAUAAUAAUUAUAACAUCCCAGAUUUCCAAAAUGUCAAUUCAUAUAACGAUCAUAAUGUCAAGUCUACAGUUAGUCACGCCACAAGUUUAUACGCUCCACAACCAUAUACAACAGUUAAAUCCGAUACGAAUAAUAAUAUUUCAAAUGAUAUAAAGCCAACUUUAAACGGUUUCAAACAUGUAAUGGAAGAUGAUUCUCGCAAGAUUGCUCAUAGUACUUCACCUUCAACUAUAUUAACUUCUGAUUCAUUCCAAUCGCGUAUUAAACCACCUUCGUUUACUGUAAAAACAUCAGAUUUAAACAAAAUAAGCACUACAAAAGUAACUUCUACUACCGUUAAAGUUGAUGAAUCUUUCAGUUCCAACCAUGUAACACAUAAUAAUGAUAAUAACACAAUGUCCAAUUCAUUUCAUACUCCAGAAAGUAUAAAAAAUCAUAAUAAAAUAGAUUCUCCCGAAAAGAACAAUACACCGAGUACACCACCCGUCGUAUGCUCCGCGUCAGUUAGUGUAACUGGAAUUCGUCCACCAAGUGGUAUUAAAGCUCCAUCUAUUACCCCAGAUAAAAUGAAGUCUAGAAUUACUACUAACGGACAUACCAAUCCUAGUGCCACCGACACAUCAGUUAUGUCUACACAUGAUGAUGAUAUGACACAUAACAAAAAACAAAUUCCUACAAGCGUUGAACCAACCUGCGAAUUGAUAAAAAGACAAGAAUCAAUUACAGAGGAUAGUUUAGAACAUCCUAGUGGUUUACCUAGACCUCUAGGAAUUUCACCUUCUUCAUCUCAUGGUAAAGUUCAAUCUAAGCUCCGACCUUUAUCAGGAAAUUCACCGAUCGCCAAUUCUGGUAUACCUGCACCGUCUAUAAUGCCACCCCUUGUUAGUGGACAAUCUCAUAUGCCUGUACCGAUGAAUAAUACUUCUAUUCCUCUGCCUAGUGGAAUAAAACCACCAUCUCGUUCACCAAAGUCUGCAUUAGCUAAGACUGAAAUCUCAAAAUGAAAUACCUUCACAUUUAAUAAUAUAUAGAACCAUUUUCAAAAUCAAACAACUUUGUAAUGAAGGAACAAUUCAAUAAUGCCAAUCGAUGAACAUCUCAUUGUAUCAACAAUUUUCAAAAUUUAGGAACUUUUUCAUUGCUUAUUGACUUCCACUAGACUUCAGCACGAAUAAAUCUCUCUUUUUUAAUAUCAGUUGGAAUGUGUGUAUUUAGUAUUUUCCAGUAUCCCUCAACCCUUUAAGUAACACAAGUAAACGAAAUGACUGAUCUUUAUCUUUCCUCCUCCUCCUCUCUCUCUCUCUCUCUUAUGUUUAUAAUACAUUCUCA